CCUUUCUUCCCUAAAUCCAGAAGGCGGCCAUUAACAUCCCACCUAUUCGAAGAAAAAAACUACUGUUCGACCUAAGUACUUGUAAAUUCAGUGAGUUACGAUUACUUGUCUGCCUAAUUUGAGUUCUCGGUUCAAGGGCAACAAAAGGAACGUGUGUAAAUUUUCUUCCCACUUUUUGCUACCUGGGAGAAACUUGUAUAAAUGCACCGGCAGUCCUCAUAACUCACACUCACAAGUGCGAGCUGAAUUAUAGACCGUAACUCCGAGCUGCAGUUAUUCGGUCUUAUUCCUGUUUAUUCGAGUCCUCUGCCCAGGCCAAAUUACCCACAGUACAUAUCCAAAUUUCUUCCAAAACAUCAAAUGGCGAACUCGGCAACUAUUCCAGCGGAAGGCGAUUCGUACUACAUUGUCAAUGUGAAAACAAAUCGUGUUUUGGUCGACAACGUGAACCGAAUGCUCAUGGAUAAGGCGCAAACAACUCCCUUUCCUUCCCAGCUGAAUGCAUGGGUCGAUCAUUUUACCUUCUCCAAGUCGGAGAGCGAUAACGGCUCCUGGAUUAUAAGGGGCAACGUACGUAUCUUGACGACCGCUGGUGAGGAGGAAGGUAUACUGUACACGGGUGGUCGUGACCAGCCAGGAUUCGAGUGGGAUGUCAUCGCUUCGAGCGAAUACAAAGAUGCUUACCGCAUCCAAAAUCGCCACAACCAAGAUCUGAUAUACGAUGCUCCAGUGCAGGAUGCUAAUCCUCCUCUGCUUGUUGCGCGCUAUGGCAAGCGCGACGAAUCCGAUGAAACGGCACAAUGGUAUCUCACCAAAAGGGGGCCUCGUUCAGACUAAGCCGUUUCAUCCGAGCAUCUCUAUCGAUCCUGUCGGCUGAUUAGAGUGAUGGAAGACACCACGACGACGCUCGAGAGAGUUCAUAGAUCGGACGGAAGCUCGUCCUCUGAAAUACGGUCGACAUGGGAGGAUCAGCCCCCUACAAAUAAAGCGGCUCUGGGUUUAUGAGCGGAAAGCAUCGAUCAUGUAGCGUUUGAUCGUCGGCUUGUGCGUAUAAAUUCUAUAUGAUUGACUGUAUCAUGUUACUAAGUUGUAAUAAAAAUGUUGACCAUCCUGGAAAUCUAUCCAGUCCGUCACGAAAUCCA
Molecule: messenger RNA, 1142 nt
Organism: Marchantia polymorpha subsp. ruderalis
Lineage: Eukaryota; Viridiplantae; Streptophyta; Marchantiopsida; Marchantiales; Marchantiaceae
Source: the annotation of a GenBank genome assembly